Messenger RNA from Symbiodinium necroappetens, 1716 nucleotides. NCBI's taxonomy places the organism in Eukaryota, Dinophyceae, Suessiales, Symbiodiniaceae. The record is from the annotation of a GenBank genome assembly.
AUGGCUCACUCUGCUGGCUCGGCUGAGCAGAGCCAGAAGCGCCGGCGCCAGCUUGCUCGCGUGACUUCCAUUGACAGCUGUGCUGACCCAGAAGUGAGUGUGGAGCAUUGUGCACCAGGUGUGCGCAAUGCUGAGGACCUUGCACAUUGGCCCUUGGACGUUGUCAGGUCUGUUUGCCGCCCUGAAGAUGAUGAGCUGACUUUGCGCCUCAUGCACCGCUUGAGGUGUGGAAUUCAGCUUAGCAGUGAUUACUCCGGGCUCGAUGCCCCACGUGAGUGCCUAGAGAUGGGUGUGCAAGCCUUGCAACACGAGCUGCAGAUUGAGGGAGGGCUUCUUGAUGCAGUGUUGGUCACUCGCACAUGCGACAAGGCUGCCUUGCCAACGAGGGUUCAGGUUGAAAUGUCUCGCUUUUGGGAGCAGGGCCGGCGAUGCCAUUUCCAGGACAUUUUGGAUCGCUUGCCAGAGCAAGGACGGGAGUACAUCAAUGCAGCCAAGCCCGAAAAGUCGGCCAGGAAGCAAGCUCGGAUGGAUGCAUAUGCAGCCAUCACAGAUUGGGUGAUGAAGAACCGUUCGUGGCUCUUCAGUGUGGAUGCCGAGAGCUAUUGUGCUGUGCAUGAGCGGCAGUGCAAGGUUCACAAGACACUGGCUGUGCCAGAUGGACGUCAGAGCUCUGGGAACCAGAGCUUGCGCAUCAAUGUUGCCGGCGUGACAUGCCACGCAUGGAGUACAGAGGGAAGCUUGGAGGGCAACGCUCACGAGUCCGAGGUGCCACUGUCGGUGUGGCUUGCCGAGCGUGUCUUCAUGUUCGAGAAUGACAUGGAAGAUGCAUGCUUCUUAGAGUGCACUCCCAGGUUUCCAGCCCAGCGCAGGCUGGAAGAUGCUUUCGGGGACGUUGCUUUCGUGUUCUCCUGGGUGGAUGCUGCUGAGUGGCAUGGGUGGCCGAAUCGUCGCAAAAGGAUCCUAGCCUGUGCUGUGAACAAGAGAACUGCUGUGUGGCAUGGAGACGGGUCCGUGCUAGAGCUGCAGAAAGAUUACAGCAAGCGCUUCUAUCGGCAAAUGGCUGCCACCGGUGAGUUGCUGUUUCAAGCUACAACUGAAGACCGCCUGCAGGAAAUGGUGGGGCUCGCUGUGGCCCGCAAGAACAAUGUCAGCCUUGCUGAGAUGCAGCAGCACUUGGCUGCCAGGGAUGCGCCGAAGGUUUUCAGUUUGCUUCUGCCGCCUGGUGGAAUCGUGCGAAUGAAGGACUGGAUGCAGCUGUUUCAGGAUAAGAAGAGAGAGUGUCCAGAGCUGCGUGCUUUCCUCUGCGAUGUCGAUCACAUCGUUGGUGGCAAGGGUCCAUGUGGUGGGGAGCUGUGGCCUACGCAGCUGACCCAUGGACAUGUGAUGGCAUUCUCCCUUGGGGAGACUGAGGAGCAGGGGGUCUCCUUUGUGCUUGCAACUGCCCAAGAGCAUCUGUUGGCCCUGGGUUGGAGAACCUUCGGUGUUUCGAGUAUCAUUCCGAAGUCGAAGCUAUGUGCUGUGAUCGACAACUUGAAGCUUUCUUCCUCGCACAUUAAGCAACUGGCAGGCAACUCCAUGAACUUGCGCACCCAGCUUGCCUUCAUGCUGUAUGCAAUCGCCAAUGUGUCCAGGAAGAAGCUUGAGGACCCUCGCAUGUCGCGAAUGUCUUCUUGGUGCGAGUUCGAUGAGGCCGAAGUAGAGGAUAGCCAGUCGUAG